This is a messenger RNA of Alternaria ethzedia, 774 nucleotides long. RefSeq lists its product as uncharacterized. The coding region runs from base 1 to 774 and encodes 257 amino acids. The transcript has 3 exons. Gene Ontology annotation, biological process: mycotoxin biosynthetic process. The record is from RefSeq and is a predicted model, not a curated record. Lineage: Eukaryota; Fungi; Ascomycota; Dothideomycetes; Pleosporales; Pleosporaceae.
AUGGAAAAAUACACCGACUCCAGCUCAUCGCAAGGCGAUGCCGAGAAUACCGCUUUUAUCACAACACCCUACCAAAGCGAUGAUAGGCAACGGCGGAGAAGCUACAUCUAUCUCACACUCUUCAACCUGUUCCUUUUCACAGUAUCAAUGCUGUCGUUGCUAUGCUCGGUUAUGUCGCAAAAAGACUACUCGGGCCACUCAGCGGCUAAGCUAAUGGAUCAGUUCGACAUCUUCUCGCCUGCAAAACACGUCGUCGAGUAUAGCCACACAAAGUUUGAACUACCCAACCCUUUGAACUCUUCGAAGUAUGUCGGUAUUACCGAUGAUGUAGAGAACGCAUGGAUGGACGUCGCAUAUCUGCCCGACCAAAUGGUCUCCAUGGAAGACUUCCCCAAGCUACAAAAGCCCGCCGACGCCCUGCAAGUCACCGACCCCAAAACAGGCGAAACAGGCUAUCGAGUCGGACUAGAAGUUUUCCACCAACUGCACUGCCUCAACCUCCUCCGCAUGUCAACCUACCCCGACUACUACCCCAAGCUCUGGUGGAGCGACACCAACGACAAGCCUGAAAAGGUCAGGGCGCAUCUAGACCACUGCAUCGAGAUCCUCCGCAUGAACCUCAUGUGUCUUUCUGACGUCAACGUCUUUACUUUCCACCCGCAGGAGGGUAAGGAGGGAUACUGGCCUGACUACGAGAGUCACCAUGUAUGCAGAAACUUUGACAAGAUCAAGGAUUGGGCUAACGACAAUGCGAUGCCGGACCUUGAUGUGUAG